Messenger RNA from Funneliformis geosporum, 738 nucleotides. The record is from the annotation of a GenBank genome assembly. NCBI's taxonomy places the organism in Eukaryota, Fungi, Glomeromycota, Glomeromycetes, Glomerales, Glomeraceae.
AUGUCUUCUCACAUAGAAGAAGGAAGAAUCAUUUUGAACGUUGGCGGCAUCAAGACAUAUCGAACAACAUUAACCGCAUAUCCAGAUACGUUACUUGGCACAAUGUUUCAGGAGAGAAAUAAAGAACUUCUUAGACCUAAUGGAAACGAGUACUUCUUUGACAGAAAUGGAAAGGCGUUUCAUUAUAUAAUGGAAUAUUAUCGCACUGGUAAAAUUCUUUGGUUAGAAACAAACAGUUCUAUAACAAAGCAAGAAUUGAAAAUCGAAAUGGAUUUUUUUCAAAUCCCCUGUCCAUUAUCGACAUCGGUAUUACAUCAUAAUUCAUUUCCAACAUCAGAUCAAUACGAGGAAAUGUUACAAGACUUUAUAGAAUCUUUAAUAGCUUGUAUUUAUGAAACAAGUUGGAACUUAAGAAGUUAUAUUAAUAUAUUCUUUUAUUCUUCUUCUGUUAGAAAUAAUAAUCAUGAUGUUGGCAGUGUCGUUGUUAAAAGGAUUAUCGGUAUUGAUCCUUAUAUUGAACAAAUUGAAAAAAUUUUAGAGCCUUUUAGAAUUAGUGGUUAUGAGUUAUUAAAAAAAUUCGAAUUAGAUAUUGAAGAGCAAUUAAAAAAGUCGAUUCAAGAAUUGAUAGAUUUAGAAAUUUCUCAUCAACCAAAGUGGAGUGGUUAUGAUUUUACUAUAUCUCCUUAUUAUAGCGUAACUGUUAAAUUACAAAGUCCUAUUUAUAAAAACAACAAAUGA